Molecule: messenger RNA, 291 nt
Organism: Prunus armeniaca (apricot)
Lineage: Eukaryota; Viridiplantae; Streptophyta; Magnoliopsida; Rosales; Rosaceae
Source: the annotation of a GenBank genome assembly
AUGGGUGGGAUUAAUGAGGUUCCUAAAGGGGUUAGAGGGAAUUUUGGAGGUGGGUUUGGAGGGGGAAGGAGUGGUUUUGAGGGUUUUGGGGCGGCGAAUUUGGUUGGAGGGAGGGGAGGAGCUGGUGGGGUUUUCAGAAUUUGGCAGUGGAGGAGGCGUUGGUUUGAGAGAGAAAGAGAGAGAAGUGGUGGCGGAGGAGGAGGAGGAGGAGAAGGAGGAGUGGUGUUUCUGGUUGUGGAUGAGGGUGGAGAAGGGAGUGGUGGUGUUGAGAUAGUGUGGGGUGCUGAGUGA